GGUUGCCGACGAACGAGAUCGCGGAGCUGUCGACAACUGCAGCCGUGUCUUCAUCUGCAGCAGCAGCAGCGGCCGCUCCGCCGUGCCCCACGCCAGUCGAGGCCGGCGGAGGCGGGAUGGCGAGCUUGACGUUGCGGACGAACUUCUGGUGGUCUUCAAGAGUGGCCAUGUUGAAGUUAGAGCUGAGCUGGAGUAGACCUGAACGAGAUGGGUAAGGAGUACAGAGCUGUCUCACCGAGGCUUUUGUAGCUAGCAGUGUCGCCGCCUGGGCGCAAAAACAUAAGUUUUGUCAUAAAGAGCAUGAAAACCUGCUUUGACGCAUCAGAAGGACCCUGAAAACACGAGGCGGGGAGCAACCAUGAGCUGCCAUGCUGCCAGAGACGUAUGCAUGGAUGCUCGAAGUCAUCGUUUCAGCAUACGUGUGUUCCACCCUGUUCUCCACAGCCGGCUCUUGCACAAUGACGGCUUGACCGAACCAGACCAACGGAAUGCCAUCGUGAUGACCUUUACGAGUGUCGCUGCAGAAGCCAAGAGUCAUCGGGGCUUAAUACUACUAGAGGAGCCAUCCUUGUCUAGCGAGGGAACGUUCGACUUCAAGCUUCGUAUUCCUCGGUACGACUUUGCCACGUCAGGCUCGGAGAACAAUCGGUGGCAGCAGCCUGCAGGGAUUCCGUCUGAUCUUGAGUGCAGUUUGACCUUCGUCCACUCCCAGAAUGGCGCUGAUUACAUAAUGAUUCUCACGAUAGCAUAUCAAGAUCAGUCAGAGUACAGCCCUGUCAUCGUCGGCGACGAUGAGCUCGACUGUUCGAGGUAUAAUAAGCCUCAAGCGUUUGCUCGGUUCGGCAUGAUGUGCGCGACAUUGUACAGUACAAUUCAUGUACCUGUCGUUGAGCUCGUUCACGGGGGGCCUGUGACCAGUGAACGAACGAAGGGUCGAAGCGCAUGCAGUGAGACUAUUCUAGCAGCGUCAUUCAUGCUCCGCAGCCGCCGCCGGCAAGUCAUCAUUCAGAAUGAAAUUGUAAAUCCGUGCGGAGUGGACGUGACAAACGUCCUGGCAAUGCCGAUCAGAUGUUCAGGCUCCUGGCUAGAAGAAUUGCCACCGACCGAUGAGGACGCUACUCUUCAAUUGACUACUUUGACAGCAAUUGAGCCGGGAAACUGA
This is a messenger RNA of Laetiporus sulphureus 93-53, 1162 nucleotides long. RefSeq lists its product as uncharacterized. The record is from RefSeq and is a predicted model, not a curated record. NCBI's taxonomy places the organism in Eukaryota, Fungi, Basidiomycota, Agaricomycetes, Polyporales, Laetiporaceae. The transcript is spliced from 6 exons. Bases 359 to 1162 code for a protein of 267 amino acids.